Fraxinus pennsylvanica is the source of this 585-nucleotide messenger RNA. The record is from the annotation of a GenBank genome assembly. NCBI's taxonomy places the organism in Eukaryota, Viridiplantae, Streptophyta, Magnoliopsida, Lamiales, Oleaceae.
AUGUUUAUGGAUAUGGCGUUUGAGGUGCCGUGGGAGAGGUAUAAGGAUCAUAAUUUUUUGAUGCACGGGUGGAGCGAGAUGGUGUAUGAUCAGAAGACCUGGAUUGGGUUGAAUACUUGGAGCUUCUUUUUGAGGAACUAUCAAUGGUCUUUAGAUAUUCUUAAUACGUGGGCAUCAAUAAGACCGAAAGGGAAGGUCACGGAGGAAGCUGGGAAGCUUUUGACUCAGGAGCUUAAGGAUCGUCCAACCUUUAAAGAUGAUGAUCAGUCGGCUAUGGUGUACAUACGUGCGACGCAGAAGUAUAAGUGGGGCGAUAAAGUUUAUCUCGAGAAUAUGUAUUAUUUGCACGGUUAUUGUGGAAUCCUAGUCGAUUGGUAUGAGGAGAUGAUCAAGAAUUACCAUCCGAGUUUUGGUGAUCAUAGUUGGCCACUUGUGACUUGCUUUGUAGGUUGUAAACCUUGUGGGAAGUUUGGUGAUUAUCCGGUGGAGAAGUGUUUGAAGCAAAUGGAUCGUGCAUUUAACUUUUUGGAUAAUCAGAUUCUGCAAAUGUACAGAUUCACGGUUAGAAUUAAUGCUUCCACGUAA